Scatophagus argus is the source of this 845-nucleotide messenger RNA. RefSeq names its product MORN repeat containing 2 (gene morn2). Bases 255 to 680 code for a protein of 141 amino acids. The transcript is spliced from 6 exons. NCBI's taxonomy places the organism in Eukaryota, Metazoa, Chordata, Actinopteri, Scatophagidae. The record is from RefSeq and is a predicted model, not a curated record.
UUUGCGUCUGGCAGCCAGCACAACAGCCUAUUUAUUUUGCAGUAGUCAGGCCUGGUUAUUUUUAGGGCGACUUAGCGUACAAAUAUAGCAUGAAGUUUGCUUGUGUCAUUUUCACAACUUUUUAAUCACUUGUUUGACUUUUCACAUUCCAAAACUUGGCCGAUACGCAGCGUUUCCUGUCGGUUCUGUCAGCCAUCUGUCCGCUGGGGGAAGCUGUCACGGAUGUCUGGUGGGUGUGUGAUUAUGAAAAUCUGAUGAAAGCCAAGGGGAAGAACCUAUGCAGGUGUCCUAUAUUUUCCCAAAUGGGGACAGAUAUGCCUCUCUUCUCCACAGAGGGGGAGUGCAGCAGGUCAGCCUCUGGGGUGAUGAUGAGGAGUGGUGCUGGUAAACACACCUCAGCAGGUGGUGUCAUAUACACUGGAGAGUGGCAUGAAGACAAAAUGCAUGGCAAAGGGACACUGCAGCACCCCUCUGGAGCACUUUAUGAAGGAGAAUUCAAAGACAACAUGUACCACGGCAGGGGAAAAUACACCUUCCCAGAUGGAUCCACCUACAAAGGUCAAUUUCACAAUAACAGGUUGGAAGGCGAAGGCGUGUUCACUAACACACAGGGACUUGAUUGGAUAGGGGAGUUCCACGGCAACGCAGCGCUGGGCCUGAAAAUGCAGCACAAUAUUUAGCAGCACAAUAUUAUAUUUUUUAACAUUAAAAUUGACUUGCUUUCCUUUCACAUAUAACCUGCCUUUGUGAGAUGCGAUAAAUGUUUACCAAACUAAAUGUCUGUGUUUCUGCCCCUGUUCAUGUAUUUCUGUGUACUAGUGGUUAAAUAUCAAUGCAAUAAGUGA